UCCUCCGAGCCUUUCAAAGAGCAUUGUUCUUCGGAUUCUAUAUCAUAUACUAGGAUCCCUUUGAGGGGAAACCGCUUUCGGAGUACUUUAAUUCACAUGCCAUGGCGCUACAUUGAUGUACCAGAGAGACCCGGCAUUCAUUAUAUCCGCUCUCCCCGGACCCCGCAUUCACUAUAUCCGCUCUCCCGGACCCCGCAUUCACUAUAUCUGCUCUCCCCGGACCCCGCAUUCACUAUAUCCGCUCUCCCCGGACCCCGCAUUCACUAUAUCCGCUCUCCCCGGACCCCGCAUUCACUAUAUCCGCUCUCCCCGGACCCCGCAUUCACUAUAUCUGCUCUCCCCGGACCCCGCAUUCACUAUAUCCGCUCUCCCCGGACCCCGCAUUCACUAUAUCCGCUCUCCCCGGACCCCGCAUUCACUAUAUCCUCUCUCCCCGGAUCCCGCAUUCACUAUAUCCGCUCUCUCCGGACCCCGCAUUCACUAUAUCCGCUCUCCCCGGACCCCGCAUUCACUAUAUCCGCUCUC
Molecule: messenger RNA, 525 nt
Organism: Staurois parvus
Lineage: Eukaryota; Metazoa; Chordata; Amphibia; Anura; Ranidae
Source: the annotation of a GenBank genome assembly